AUGACGGAGAGUGAUUCUAAAGCGCCAGUUGAAAAGGAAGAAUCAAGCUUCCGUAAAAUUACGGUCGAACCAGUUAUAUUCUGUUACGCGUUUGGAAUCAUCCUCCAUGUUCCAGUAAUUCAACAAUACAUUCACAAAAGAGUAGCUGAGAAUAAAGGCGUUGUCUACAACACUACUGCAAGUUUAAGUAACUGCGAUUCCAUUCCUAUCCCGAAAAAAGAAGAAACAUUAAAAAUACAAAAAGAGGUUCAAUCUGAAGCGUCGUUUAUGCAGUUGGGAAUGGUAUUUUCUGCCAGCGCUCCGUCUCUUCUUGUCGCAUUAUUCUUAGGGGCCUGGUCCGACCGAGCAGGGAGACGAAGAGUCAUGGGGCUUCCUAUAGUUGGUAGUGCAAUAGAAUCCGCAAUUAUACUGUGGGUUAUUAACUUCAACCUCCCUAUUGAAAUGCUGCUUUUAGCGGGAUUUAUCAAUGGUGUUUGUGGCUUUUUUCCCACAAUGGUGUUGUCUAUGUUUUCAUAUAUAGCAGAUAUCACGGAGGAAUCCCAGCGUGCUUUUCGCCUAGGAAUCUUGGAAGCAACUGCUUUUAUUAGUGGCAUGCUAAGUCAUUUGAGUAGUGGUUGGUUAAUAAACAAAACAGGCUAUACAGCCCCCUACAUUAUAAUACUUUCUCUACACAGCUUUGCUUUGGUCUACGUUGUUUUAAAACUUCCAGAAUCAAGAGCAAAACAUUUAAUGGAAAAUUCCACCGUCAAAGUUUUCAGUUUGCAACACAUCCGGGUCAUUAUCCAUAUUUUUACAAACCCUCGAUCUGGGCAGCUAAGAUGGCGCAUGUGCUUAUUAAUGCUUGCAUCUGGUCUCAUGAUUGUGUCUUCAAUCGGCUUUGGCAGUGUUAUUGUAUUGUAUGCUAUAGAUCGGCCAUUAUGUUGUAACUCGAUUUUGAUUGGCUACUACCUAGCAACAAGUUUUUUCGUUCAAGCCGUUGGAGCAGUAUUGGGACUCAAGUUUUUGAGAAUUGUUUUAUCAGAAGUAGCUCUUAUGCAGGCAGGAAUCAUAUCCGUCAUUUGCUCGUUGGUCAUGAUGGCAUUUGCUAAAACAAAAACUCACUUAUUUAUUGGUAGGUUUAAGCCGACAUCGUAGUUGCUUUUCAAUUUUCAAUUUGGUUAUUGAAUUCACUCCUAAACCAAUUCAUUUAUGACAAAUUUAUGAUCGUCAUGCUAACUUUCAAAUUCAUGGAUGAAGUUGUUCUUUGGUGUUACCAUUCAAAUGAACCUCUUUGGUUAGAUUUUCUCAUAGUACUUUUUCUUUCUUUCGAUGUUACAAUUUGCAAUUUGUGUGAAUUUGUUCUUCAGCAACUAUUAAGAGUACAAAAGUUACCCGCCUGUUGACUUCCAAUAAUCCUGCAUAUUGCUCAUGCUAGACUUAACCCGGCAAAUUUAUAGUUUAGUGCCAGCAAAACAGUCAAACAAAAAAAUUUCACUAAAAAAAGUUUUUUUUACAAAAAUUAUCCUCUGCUCUAUUAAUAAUUCAAGAAGCGUAGUAAUGCUUGUAAUUUUAUAGUUCCUUUAGCAGCAUGUCUUGGUGGCAUCCCGACUCCCAUCAUCAGAGCUAUGAUGUCCAAAAUGGUGAAUUCAGAUGAACAGGGUAAGCGCUUUUUUAAAUGUUUCCGUUUUAUUUGGUACGGGAGAGGGGACACCCUCCUGUACCAGGUGUGGGGCGGGGAGGGGGGACGGGCAAAGGUGAGGCGCAUAUAUUGGAAACAAGGCAAAAGAUAAAUUUAUUUAUUUAGCGCUAAACGUUUAUACAUAUGCUUAAAAAGACCACAGCGAGCAUGCCCUUUGGGAUGUCUGAGUGAACCGAUGUUUUUUACCUUAACUAUUAAUGGCCUGAAAAUGUUGUAACAAAAUAGGAGGUUACAAAUGAUAAAUAAUCAAGAGACGCUAAAAGUAAUAUACUAAACACUUGUGCAACUUUUUUUUUAUGUUGCAUGAGGGGCUGGGGAGUAGGGCUGGAAGUCUCACCUGGAGAACUUUCUCGCAAGAUACGUACAUUCACUACAGUCAUUAGUAUUUCAUUUACUACGGUCAUUAGCGAUACAUUUAUAAUGAAAGUCAUAAGCAAUGGUUUUAGGCCCUGGUUAUACGCAGAAAACAUUCCCCGCGUAGAAGCAUCACCAUCCCGGCCAAUUCUUUAGCAAGCGUUUAUAUGAGAAAUUCUAGAUUAUACAACGUUUAAGUAUGAUUACCUGAAACAGCGCCCGCGCAUGCUCUGUUUAUCCCACCUCGACCGAGUUGACCGGCUGGAUGAGCCAGAGUGUUUACAUGUAUAUGACUUAACAUCGAAAAAGAAAGACCUCGCUAAUCUGGUCAUCCUUUAAGCCGAGCCACAUUUUGUUUUUCAGGUAAACGGUUCGUCAUGUUCAGUUGUAGUUGCCUUGCCCAGGGUAGCUCGGGUAGGCCAAGUGACCCUUCUUCCCGGGACAACUUUUCUACAUAGAAGGGGCCCCCUGUUAGAACACGAAUUUGAAUGUGAAACACUUUCGCAUUAUAUUAUCUGUAUAUAGGUGCGUUAUUUGCAGCUGUUGCUACUCUGGAAACACUUUGCACCUUAUUUGGCGCCGCCUUAUUUAACUCCAUCUAUCCGCUGUUUGUUCAUGCUGGUCUGAAUGGGUUUUGUUUUCUGGUCAUGGCGACCCUCAUGCUAGCUGCACUCAUACUAACAGAGUAA
Messenger RNA from Porites lobata, 2721 nucleotides. The record is from the annotation of a GenBank genome assembly. NCBI's taxonomy places the organism in Eukaryota, Metazoa, Cnidaria, Anthozoa, Scleractinia, Poritidae.